AUGCAUAUCUCCACCGGUGUCAUUGCCAUCUCGGCCUCUCUCUUCUCCGUUGGCCUUGCUGCCAGCAGCGCUCUGUCCUUCACCAGCUUCCCGACUGAAAUCCAGGCCGGCAAGCCUGUUACGCUGACCUGGACUGGUGGCAAUCCUGGCGAGCCCUACACUAUCAACCUGCGCAAGGGUAAUGCCGGCAACCUCCAGGACGUGGAGACCAUCACCUCGAACGCCAAGGAUGGCAAGUUCACAUGGACCCCCGACAGCAACGUCGCGAGUGGCACUCCGUACGCCUUCCAGAUCAUGCAGGGCAGCCAGUCCAACUACUCUGGGCAGAUGAAGGCUCUUGCUGACAAGGCUGUGGCAUCUGAUGGGACCACCGCUGCCACUCAGGCCACUCAGGCCACCCAGGCUACGACUGGGACUGGCACGACCACAGCGCCGACCACAGAGGCAACCCAGACUGGUGCCACUACUGGUCAGACCACCAGCACGGGUAGCAAGGCCCUGAUCAGCUCGUCGGCCUCCAGCGCUCAGUCUAGCAGCGCAGCACCAACUUCGAUGGUGACUGAUUCGGUGAUGGGCAGCUCGAGUGCGACGGGACACCACAAGGCGAAGCAGACGGGUGGUGUGCAGAACGGGGCCAGCCGACUGCAAUAUUCGGCUGUUGUGGGGGCAUUGGCUGUUCUGGCGUUCUUCUUUCAGUAG
Penicillium riverlandense is the source of this 699-nucleotide messenger RNA. RefSeq names its product GPI anchored serine-threonine rich family protein. The transcript has 2 exons. Bases 1 to 699 code for a protein of 232 amino acids. The record is from RefSeq and is a predicted model, not a curated record. Lineage: Eukaryota; Fungi; Ascomycota; Eurotiomycetes; Eurotiales; Aspergillaceae.